Messenger RNA from Marasmius oreades (fairy-ring Marasmius), 1607 nucleotides. RefSeq lists its product as uncharacterized. The record is from RefSeq and is a predicted model, not a curated record. Bases 401 to 1105 code for a protein of 234 amino acids. The transcript has 6 exons. Lineage: Eukaryota; Fungi; Basidiomycota; Agaricomycetes; Agaricales; Marasmiaceae.
CCUUGUCCAAGUUUGAACAGAAUUUGCGUUGCCUUGCUGCAAGCUGGAACACCCUCAAUACCUGUCGGUGGCAUCCAGUGGCACUAUUGUGGUAAAUAUGUUGCAAUUGCUUUUUAUCGAUUAUGAUUACGGGGGGCGUCCGGGCAUGGAUGCUUAACAGACCCAGCAGGAGUUACUAUUACUUUACACUACGACCUUUGGUACGCACCUAUCUCGGCCAUUUUGCAGUUCGGAAUUCAAACGGUGAGUCUUCCUAUUCACCUGUAUUCAAUUGACACACCGUGCACUUCUCAGGCCGACAUAUCUAUCCAUGGACACUUUUCGAGUCAGGAAAGCCCGGAUACUGUAGCUCGAAGUACUUAAACCGCUUCCGGUGCUUCAAAAUUCUCCGAAGCACUUGAUGUCUUCUACCAACACUGAUCCCAACGUCGCUUUCUACGGUUUCUCUCCUGUGGCCAGGGACCCUGAUGUGUUGUUCGACGGGCACCCGACUGCCAGUGGCGACAACCCAAAACAGGAUUUGUUCACGAUUGAAAAUUUCCCGCUCCCAGAUUCGUCGCUUGUGCGGGAUGUGAAGGCGUUUGUCAAGAACGAGCUAGAUGAACAGACGUUUAAUCAUAGUAACCGGGUCUACGUUUAUGGUGUGGCCCUCACUAAAACCCACUUCCCUCAUUGGUCAUACGACUACGAAACAUAUUACCUUGCCUGCCUUCUACAUGACAUCGGAACUGCCGAGAAGUAUCUUGCUACGACGAAGAUGUCUUUUGAGUUCAAGGGUGCAAUAGUCGCACGAGAACUCAUAUUUAGUCUUGGAGGCGUGGAGGACCAGGCGGAUAGCGUCUGCGACGCGAUCGUGCGACACCAGGAUAUCUUUGUCAAAGGAGGCAACAUAACAAUGAUCGGACAGAUCCUUCAGUUAUCUACCGUUCUCGGUAUGUCUAUCGUGUCCAUUCCACGACUGACUCUCGAUCACGCUUCCUCUUCCAGACAACACGGGAUGGUAAGUUCAUGCUACAUCUUUUCCCUCGAAAGUCGAAAAAAACUGCUGAUUUUACUAAAACUCACGCCCUCUCUUUCCAUUCAUUUAUUGGCUACCGGCAUCUGAUUCUCCGCCACUCUGUCGCCACAUCAUGCAUAGUCGAGCCAACCUCAUUCACCCACGACUGAUCGAGACAACAACAACAGCGUUCCCAAGGAAAGGCUGGUCUGGGCACUUUGCCCGCGUUAUUGAGAGGGAGGAGUCGCUGAAGCCUUGGUGCCACACUACGACUUUCGAGGUCCCGAAUUGGAGACCUGGUGUCCAAAGUAACUUCGCGACCGACGUACGGAAUAACGCGGUCAUGAAGCCGUUUGAUUAGUACAUACGCCAGUGAACCCGUCUCUGAAUUCUUGUAACCACUUCUGGUCGGUACCCUCAGAAAUCGGACUUGUUUUUUAAGAUCGGCGUUUUGACGAACAUAGGUGUUUUUUUUUCUGGAUUCAUUCGUAUGGAUACGAACAUCUCGACUCUUUGUAAAGCAAUGAUCGGGCUUGGAACGAGUUACCGUGGUACCCACAUUUCUAUUGGUUACCCACAUCCAAUAGAAAGUUACUUGCUUUGUCGACUA